ACGCGAACAUGACCUUUCCCUGUCUGUAACUGUCCGUUGCUGGAGGUUGUAGGUAAUAGACUGUUAGUAGCUUUGUGAUCUUCAGAAAGUUAAGAAACAGAAAAGGAAAACUGACGAUGAUGCAAAGUGUUCGUUGGACUCCAGCUGUUUGCCAGCGAGCUCUGCAGGUGGUGACACCUACCAUAGCUUUAGGCUUUCGCAGUCCUGCCUGCUUUGUUAUUUCAAAUGGUCGCCUGUACGCCAGCCAUAGUGCUCAGGCAGUGUUGGAGAAAGCGGCUUCGGAGUCAACUGCAGAGGUGAAGACUGCCACCAAUAUGAAGGUCCCUUCCUUGGAAUCCAAGUCGUUUGCUGUGAGCAUGUUUAAAGGACAGCUCAGUACAGAGCAGGUCUUCCCUUUCCCCUCAGUAUUGAAUGAGGAGCAGUCUCAGUUCUUGAAGGAACUAGUUGGCCCUGUGUCCAAAUUUUUUGAGGAAGUGAAUGACCCAGCUAAGAAUGAUGCCUUGGAGAAAGUUGAAGACGGGACUAUGCAAGGGCUGAAGGAAAUGGGAGCCUUUGGUCUACAAGUUCCUGCUGACCUUGGAGGUCUUGGCCUUACCAACACACAGUAUGCACGACUGGUGGAAAUUGUCGGGAUGCAUGAUCUUGGAGUGGGGAUCACACUUGGUGCCCAUCAGUCUAUUGGAUUCAAGGGAAUUCUACUCUUUGGUAACAAGAAGCAGAAGGAGAAAUAUUUACCAUCUCUGGCAUCAGGGGAAAAGAUUGCUGCUUUUUGCCUGACUGAACCAGCUAGUGGCUCUGAUGCCGCUUCCAUUAAAACCACAGCAGUAAAGAGCGAAUGUGGCCAAUAUUACACCUUGAAUGGAGGAAAAAUCUGGAUAAGUAAUGGAGGCAUUGCUGACAUCUUCACAGUUUUUGCUAAGAGCCAAGUUAAAGAUGAGACAACUGGUGAGGUAAAAGAUAAGAUCUCUGCAUUCAUCGUUGAGAAGGAUUUUGGUGGUGUUACAAGUGGCCCACCUGAGAAGAAGAUGGGGAUCAAGGCAUCCAACACUGCAGAAGUUCACUUUGACAAUGUCCGUGUACCUGCAGACAAUGUGCUUGGGGAAAUUGGUAGUGGUUUCAAAGUGGCGAUGAAUAUACUCAACAACGGCCGCUUCGGUAUGGCUGCUGCAUUGUCUGGCACCAUGAAAGGAGUCAUCAGCAAGGCAGUUGACCAUGCAGCAAACAGAACUCAAUUUGGGAACAAGAUCCACAAUUUUGGAGCCAUCCAGGAGAAAGUGGCUCGAAUGGCAAUGCUGCAGUAUGUUUCAGAGUCAAUGGCAUACAUGAUCAGUGCAAACAUGGACAUGGGAGCAACAGAGUUCCAGAUUGAAGCUGCUAUCAGCAAAAUCUUUGCCUCUGAGGCUGCCUGGAAUGUGUCUGAUGAAUGUAUCCAGAUCAUGGGUGGAAUGGGCUUCAUGAAGGAUGCUGGAGUGGAGAGAGUAAUGAGAGAUCUUCGGAUUUUCCGUAUCUUUGAAGGAACCAAUGACAUCCUGAGACUUUUCGUGGCAUUGAAUGGCUUUCAGAAUGCUGGAAACCAGCUGAAGAAUAUACAAAAAGCACUAAAAAACCCAAUUGGUAAUGCUGGUCUUUUGGUCAGUGAAAUUGGCAAACGAAUAAAAAGGCGUGCUGGGAUGAGUACGGGUCUGAGCCUGAAGGGUGUGGUUCACCCAGAACUGAAUUCAAGUGGGGAGCUGACUGUGAAAGCCAUUGAAGAGCUCGGAGGAGUGGUUGAAAUCCUGCUGCUAAAACACGGCAAAAAGAUUGUUGAUGAGCAGUUUGUGCUAAUGAGAGUCGCAGACAGUGCCAUCGACCUGUACGCCAUGGUGGUGGUUCUUUCCAGAGCCUCUCGUUCCCUAAGCCAAGGUCUGCCUUCUGCUGAGCACGAGAAAGUACUGUGCGAGACAUGGUGUACAGAGACGUAUGCACGAAUUACAAAAAAUAUGAAGGAACUCAACAGCAGCUCUUCCAAGCAGCUAUUCCGAAACUUGCGUGCCAUUUCUAAGGCUGUAGUGGAGAAUGGAGGGAUUGUUUCCGCUCAUCCUCUGGGAUUCUGAACUUCAUGCCAUCUAGCAAGAGGGGUGUAGUGACAUUGAGGACACUUCUUAAACUAGCUGCAUUGGUUUAGUGUAUUUAUCUGUGGUACUGGUUUUAUGUUGAGUAAAAAAAAGGGGGGUAAAGAAAUAUCGCUGCUCAGAAGUGAACCUUUAUUUAUGUGUGCGGGAGGUAAAUGGCUUGUUGCCUCUGAUGUUAAAAAGAAGCUAGAGUGACUAACUUGAAAAGUUGCCACUGGUUAAUUACAUAUAUUUAUAUGGUUCAUCACAUAUUCUCUAAACCGGUUUAUUUUCUAGUGUAAUUUUCCUGUGCUUCUUAGAAUGAAUGGACAUCUGUUAUUCAUCUCUGUCUUUGCAUGAUGGAAUAUUAUUAAUGGAGUGUGUGUGUGUGUGUGUGUGUGUGUGUGUGUGUGUGUGUGUGUGUGUGUGUGUGUGUGUGUGUGUGUGUGUGUGUGUGUGUGUGUGUGUGUGUGUGUGUGUGUGUGUGUGUGUGUGUGUGUGCGUGCAUAUUGUGGUCACAGCCAACAUAAAAGUUGUUGACUUCGCAAUGAAAUAGCCAGUUGAUUUUCCCAAUGUUUCCAUCCUGGUAGGGCUAAACAGAUGACAGUUGAUAGGGCUGAAUGCUUAAUCUGAGUGACUUGGGCAGUAUUAAAUAUUUAGUAGGGGAACAUGUUCAGUUUCUGAACAUUUGGAAAGUGACUCCAAACAUCAUCUGCUGCAGUUUAAAAAAAAAAUAAGCUUGACAAAUUCAUACAGGAUUAACAUAAAAACAGUAAAGUGAGCUAGGAAGAUGCAUGUUCCUGUCUUUUUCCUUUCCCUUGUAUAGUGUUAAUUAAGGUGUAAUAUUGGGGAAUUUGUAGCUUGCUCUUCAAUUAAGUUGUAAUAUUGGGGAAUUUGUAGCUUGCUCUUCCUUCUGAGUAAGUAGAGGACUACAGUCAUUCCUUUUCAUCCAUGCCUGAUUGGGUGGUAUGAGUUAAAAAAAAACUUUCUCUGUGGAAUGAGUUAAAAAAAAACUUUCUCUGUGGAAGUUAAUCAUGUUAGAUGUUGAUGUGAAGAUUUGUUUGUUCCAGUUUAAUUUUUUCUUCUAUUUUAUGCAAAUUGAGACAUAAACGAGUGGAGUAAUAACUUACCUUAAAUGUGCAGAACAGUGUUCCUGCUGCUUAAAUGUUGGUGCUUUUUGUGUAGUAUGUACAGCAAGCACAGUCAUUCUGAUUAGCCUACCACACAAGGCAUAUUAUUCAGUAUAAUCUGUCAUGGUGCAGGUAAGUGCCCUUGUUUUAAGAGACAUUUGUAUCAAUUGUUAUCAUUCUGACAGCUUUGCUGAUUGCACAGAAUAUGCAGCAGUGUAGCUUGGGGAUGGAAUGGGUACAAUUCGCCUACUCACCAGUAGGAAUUGUCAAAAAAGUACAAGUCUUCUUAAGCAGUUUCAGGGGUAGAGUAGUAUAUUUUUAAAAUGUAAUCAUUCUUACCAAGUUCAAUUCCCAUAAAUGCCACAGACAAGUGCACUGAGCAACAGACAGACCUAGAUUUCAUCUUCAAGCUUUUGUAAAAGGCUUCUGAUGAAUUGUAAUGAGUGAAAUGCCUAGAUUAGGUUAAAUAUAGAGACUAGACCUAAUCAGAAAAAUAAUUUGGCUUCAUGACUAGUCAACUAGUUAUUUGCCUGUAAACCAAAUAAAACCCAUUAACAUAUGUUCCACCACUCCUUUUCAGUUUAUCACUGUGUGACUGUGUAGUACCCGAGUCACUGGCUACAAGUCUCACUCCUUUGGAAGUAGGAAAUACUGAUCUGGCAUAAGUUUCUGCUAUCCCUACACCUAAAUGCAUCUUUUUAAACUAUAAAAAGGCAGUUUUGUAGAUAGUUGUCAUAAACAGGGUUAUCUCUGCAUUAAAAUUAAAAUGGCAUCUGUGUUGUGGAGUCUUAAACAAGAAAUGUGAUACAGUGGACAAGAAGGUGUAAUGGUCUGCAUUUAGCUACUAGGUGUUACCUGUAUGCUUGAAUUGUAGCUCUGAUUUUUGAAGACAAGCCUACUUUGUUUGGAAGUCUUUUCUUUGACUGUUUUCAUUUGAGCAGUUACAAAUAUUAUCCACUUUGAUAUAACUGAUCAGGGAUGGAUAUCCUGUUUUAAUUUUCAAAGCAAAACGUGUUCUUUCCUGCCAACAUGGAAUGUAGUUUAAUGCCACUUCAAUGCAAUUCUACCGAAAUAGCCUACAGACUGCAAAUGCACUUACAUUAUUAUUAAACUUCAGUAAAGAUUUUGUAUCACU
Protopterus annectens (West African lungfish) is the source of this 4355-nucleotide messenger RNA. It is a transcript of the gene ACADVL, whose product is annotated as acyl-CoA dehydrogenase very long chain. The record is from RefSeq and is a predicted model, not a curated record. The transcript has 20 exons. The coding region runs from base 117 to 2093 and encodes 658 amino acids. Gene Ontology annotation, molecular function: fatty-acyl-CoA binding; flavin adenine dinucleotide binding; very-long-chain fatty acyl-CoA dehydrogenase activity. Lineage: Eukaryota; Metazoa; Chordata; Ceratodontiformes; Protopteridae.